Knipowitschia caucasica is the source of this 372-nucleotide messenger RNA. Lineage: Eukaryota; Metazoa; Chordata; Actinopteri; Gobiiformes; Gobiidae. The record is from the annotation of a GenBank genome assembly.
AUGGUCUGGUGUGACGAUGACGAGUGUAAUCAGGCGCAGUCGGAGCGCUUCACGCUCCACCGGGCGUCUGCGUCGCGGCUCGUCUCAAACCUGGCAACCGCCGCUCGAGAAGGAAGCGACUCUGUGGAUCUGAGACACGGCGCUCUGAGAGGGGCCUUUGAUAGCGAUGCCAGGGCCAUUACAGACGGGCCUCGACCUGCUCGGGAUCAGGACGAGUUACUGCGCACGAGUCGGGAACCCAAGACUGACACUUUCAACUCCAGAAUCCGAGGCUUUGACGUUCAUGAAGAGGACGUGACCUUCACAAAAAUGUCGUCGGUGAAGAAAGACAACAACCUGCAGCAAAAGACUGGGACUAAAACUACAGUAUGA